Molecule: messenger RNA, 783 nt
Organism: Maniola jurtina (meadow brown)
Lineage: Eukaryota; Metazoa; Arthropoda; Insecta; Lepidoptera; Nymphalidae
Exons: 1
Coding region: 30-716 (228 amino acids)
Source: RefSeq, a predicted model, not a curated record
AUGAAUGUUGCAACCAAUUGUUGUCUAAAAUGUUAUUUUGUAACUUAGUUUAUGUAACUUAUUUCCUCUUAACAAUUUUAUUAUUAGUAUUAAUAUUUGAUAACGUGAAUGGGGAACUUAAAGAUAGUAAAAAGGAAGAACACAGGCACGAAAACAACGAAGAAAUAUAUUUAAAUGAACAUCAACGUAGAGUUUUAGAUGCUAUAGAUGAUAAAGAAUGGCAUGUGUCCCAUUUAAAAGGCAUGGAUUUUGAAACAAAUUGUGAAGAGGAAACUUUUAGCGAUAAAGUGAAAAGGUAUCGUAAAACUUUAAAAAAUGACGGGGCGUUAGUAGAAUUUGUGUCCGCAGAUGCUAUACCUGUUAAUAAACAAGAUUUAGAAAAAGAUAAAUGCAUAAGUAAUUUAAAAAGCAAGAAGGAAAAUACGGUCAAUAGCUUUACUGAUAUUGGUGUCAAAGAGAAAUCUGUUAAUACCAGCGAUGAUAUCAAACCAGCAACCGUAAGCGUUAAAGAUCUUGAAGAUAGUGUUGCAAAUAUUAUGACUGAUCAAAGGCGAAGCGAAUACCAGUUCAGUUCUGUAGAAUACUACGAUGAAACUCAGGACUUCAAUGCAGGUGUUUGUCCGGAUGAAGUUGAGGUUAUACAACUAGAAUUAGACACUUUACGGUCUUAUGACGUUGUGUGUGAAGCUACACUGGAAUGGAGGAGCUUAGAGUGACCAAGCACGCCGACAUACUGGAAAGGAGUUGAAACGCGGCAUCUUUCUUAAUAAUAACUCUAACUAA